AUGAUAUUAAAAUCAUGUGAAGAAGGAUUAUGGAAAAAGAAAACUCCAAUGUUUGGUUCUAAUGUUCUUCAUGAAGCCUGCUCGAAAGGAAACCUCAAGCUUGUUAAAUCUCUUAUAGAACGCGGUUGUGAUAAAGAAGUUAAGAAUAAUUAUGGAUAUACUCCACUCAUUUGGGCAUCAGCUAAUGGACAUCUUGAAGUUGUUCAGUAUCUUAUUUCUGUAGGAUCAAAUAAAGAAGCAAAGUUUAAUGAAGGAUAUACUCCUUUGAUUUCUGCAUCAAGAAAUGGCAAACUUGAAGUAGUGAAGUAUCUUAUCUCUGCAGGUGCUGAUAAAGAAGCAAAAGAAGAUAAAGGAUAUACUCCGCUAAUUUAUGCAUCAAAAAAUGGUCAUCUUGAAGUUGUUAAAUAUCUCAUCUCUUCUGGCGCUGAUAAAGAGGCAAAGGAUAAUCUUGGAUCUACUUCACUUAUGCAUGCAGCAAAAAAUGGUAAACUUGAAGUUGUUAAACACCUUAUCUCUUCUGAUUACAAUAAAGAAGCAAAAGAUUGUAAUGGAUGGACAGCUCUCAUUUGGGCAUCAUUUAAUGGCCAACUUGAAGUUGUUAAAUUUCUUAUAUCUGCUGGUGCUGAUAAAGAAGCAACAGAUAAUCAUGAAUACACUCCACUUAUUUGUGCUUCAGCUAAAGAUCAUCUUGAAAUCGUUAAAUAUCUUAUAUCUAUUGGUGCUAACAAAGACGCAAAAACAAUUGGUGAGGAAACUGCCAUUAUAGUUGCCGCACGCAAUGUAAGAAGUUAUCUCUUAUCUAUAAAAGAAUAA
Molecule: messenger RNA, 813 nt
Organism: Trichomonas vaginalis G3
Lineage: Eukaryota; Parabasalia; Trichomonadida; Trichomonadidae
Product: ankyrin repeat protein family
Exons: 1
Coding region: 1-813 (270 amino acids)
Molecular function (GO): protein binding
Source: RefSeq, a predicted model, not a curated record